AUGCCCGACUACACCCUCUACAGCUACUUUCGCUCCUCGUGCUCGGCGCGCCUGCGCAUCGCGCUCAACCUCAAGGGCAUCGAGUACGAGCUCGUGCCCGUCAACCUGCUCAAGGACGAGCAGCUCUCCGAGUCGCACCGCGCGCUCAACCCGUCCGCCACCGUCCCGCUGCUGGUCGUCCGCACGGGCGACGACAAGACGGGCCUCAAGAUCGGCCAGUCCGUCGCCGCGCUCGAGUACCUCGACGAGGCGCACCCGCAGGGCGCGUCGCUGCUGCCGCCCGCUAGUGACCUCCGCGGCCGGGCCGUCGUGCGCGCGCUCGCGCAAAUCAUUGCCGCCGACACGCAGCCGGUGACGAACCUGCGCAUCAUGAGGCGCGUGCGCGGCCUGGGCGGCAGCGCCGAGGACUGGAACAAGGAGCUCAUGGCCGAGGGGCUGCGUGCGUACGAGGCCGUCGCGCGGGAGCACGCGGGCAAGUUUUCGUAUGGCGACAGCUUGACCAUUGCGGACGCCUGCCUCAUGCCGGCGGUGUGGAACGCGGAGCGCUUCGGCGUCGAUGUCAAGGGGCUGUUUCCGACCAUUGCCAAGGUCGCGGCCGCCUUGGAGGAGCACCCGGCCGUCAAGAAGGCGCAUUACUUUAGGCAGCCCGACACGCCCGACAACCUACGCAUCGACUAG
Molecule: messenger RNA, 678 nt
Organism: Purpureocillium lilacinum
Lineage: Eukaryota; Fungi; Ascomycota; Sordariomycetes; Hypocreales; Ophiocordycipitaceae
Biological process (GO): glutathione metabolic process; L-phenylalanine catabolic process
Cellular component (GO): cytoplasm; mitochondrion
Molecular function (GO): glutathione transferase activity; maleylacetoacetate isomerase activity
Source: RefSeq, a predicted model, not a curated record